AGCCUUUCAGGGACGAGCUGCACUCACUUUUAGGAAGCGAGGGUGCUUUGGGAGACAGGUGGCACGGCAUCGGAUUGAAUUUACAUGAGACCAUAGUGCCAUAAUUUAGUUUCAGCCAAAGAAAUGGUAAUGGGGAAGAAAGUCUCCAUCGCUCGGGAGGUCUACUGUAGGGAAGCAGAUAUCCAGUUUGAAGACGAGGGAGAAACGGUUGGUGUCGGUCCAGUCACCGUCAAAUUCCUUCAGAGAUUUUCAGGACACGGGCUGAGUCGUUCUGCGUAUAUAGACUCCUCUCGCCUCAGGAAGACCGUCUGGCUUCUCGUCUUCGUCAUCGCGUCGGGUUACAUGGUCUCCGGAAUCAUCGACGUACUCAUGGCGUUCAUAGAUUUCAAGUACGGGUCUUGUCUCACAUUCAACUUCAACGGAGCAAGGGAAGGCCACCGCAGGGAAAAGGGGAAAUCAUCUUCAACCAACGGCAUGAGAAUCACCGAUGGACUUCAACUGAUACUGACAUCUCGUGUCGCGAACAGAUUCCGUCUCCUAAUUCACCCUCCUGGAAUACAAGACGAUAAUGAAUUGGAAAAAGGAUAUGAGGUAAAUUUGGGAACGAUUUCUCAUGUCCCCACCAAGAAGGUGGUGUUGCAGCGCCUUCUUCCAAACGAAGGUGGAAAUUGUGCCCCAGAUACCUACCUCGAGAAGCGAUUUGACAUGAACAUGUUCGACCUUGAAUACAAAUACGCCAACGAUUUCAAUGAGGUUUGCCGGCUAAUGUGUCUUGCAGACCGGAUGAAAAAUGACUCUACCGACCUAUGCUGCUUCUCAACGUCCUUCUGGCCAGGCUUCAUGAAGGUCGAUAAAACGUGCCAUAAAACGUGGGAAAGCGGUGCAUGCUACAAUUUCACAAAGGAAAAGGUGCCCAAGGAAUACUUCUCAGAAGGGUUCUGCGAUUGUCCUCCUGUAACUUGCUUAGAAAAUCUUGCAGUGGUGAACGUCUAUUAUGAGACCUUUGCUGUGGAGAUAAUUACGGAACACCUUCAAUAUCCCUGGUCGACCUUCAUCGGUAUGUUGGGAGGGAUACUGGGUCUCUACACUGGUCUGUCCUUCAUCUCGAUUCUGGAAGUGAUGGAAUGGAUUUUCAACAUCAUCUUCCAUGGUUGGAGGAAGCCUCGGCACGAGGCGAUGGGGCCCAAGCGACGAGUCCUCAUCACCUGGACUGACAAAAAAAGUGAACCGGAGUUCAGGGGUCCCCUCGUCUACACCCUUUCGCCUCUCAAGGAAACUCAGAAUGCUGGUUUCGAUCUUGCCUCUGCUCAGCGACCAUCUUAGAAAGAAAUUUGCACCAUGUACUCGUC
This is a messenger RNA of Darwinula stevensoni, 1349 nucleotides long. Lineage: Eukaryota; Metazoa; Arthropoda; Ostracoda; Podocopida; Darwinulidae. The record is from the annotation of a GenBank genome assembly.